Messenger RNA from Brachypodium distachyon (stiff brome), 1526 nucleotides. RefSeq lists its product as uncharacterized. The coding region runs from base 706 to 1389 and encodes 227 amino acids. The record is from RefSeq and is a predicted model, not a curated record. NCBI's taxonomy places the organism in Eukaryota, Viridiplantae, Streptophyta, Magnoliopsida, Poales, Poaceae. The transcript has a single exon.
AAGUGAAGAUGCAGUCUCGCUCUGAUGUUGAUGAUGCGGAGAUGGAAGAUUUCACGGAGGACGACGAGAGCGAGGAGUAUCUCCAGCACGGGGCCACCAUGCCCGCCUCCCUUCGCCCGCAUGCUCACGGACAAGCCCCCGAGGAGGAUCCAUGGCCGCGCGGCUUCGUGCUCCUCGACUUCACCGCCUACACCGCCGACCGCCGCAACGCCACCACCGCUUCCUGCGUGUGCGCGACGAUAGACCGCGACGGCGACGGCGUGAAGGGCGUCAUCCAGGUCACCUUCUGCGCCGCCGCCGCCGCCCCGCCGCUCGUCUCCUACUUCUGCGUCCACUUCGCCGACGGAGCCCGAGAUCGUCGCCGCGGACGCCGAGGCCGGCCUCUUCCUCCUCCGCGUCGCCCUUGGCGCGGUGACGAACAGCCUGAACACGGACUACAGCGAGUACUUCGUCUACCACGCCGGCGGCGGCGCCACGGGCCGGGAGUUCCCGUCCCUCACGCAGCUCCCGCACCCUCGACCCUCCCUCCUCCUUCAAGACCACGUCGCCAUCGUUCGCUACUGCAGAAAUCGCCGCCGCCGCACCGGCGACGACCACCACGGCUGCUGCAGCGACUGUAAUGACUACACCAUCGCCUCGCUCUACGGGCCGGUUGCAGGCGGCCCGCCGGGGACUUACUACUUCUCCCUGUUCCGCUCCGACACCAUGGCCUGGACCAGGGAGAUAGUGCCAGACAAGGACGUGCCCAACUCUCGCCAUCUCACGAGCAAGACGAUCGCCAUUGGAGGGGAACGCGGCACGGUGGGAUGGGUCCAUCUCCUGCAGGGAAUCAUCCUCUGCGACGUGCUCGCCGCCACCGACGACACCACGCAACGCACGCUGCGCUACGUCCCGCUGCCAUCUCUGCUCCGCGAGAAGAAUCUGUCCUGCCCUGCGGCGGACAUCGCCGUCGUCAAUGGCUUCAUCAGCUACAUCGAGCUGGGGGUCCGGGUCGUGCCGGGCUCGUGGUCCAGGUACAGCGCCUACACCGCAGACGGCUGGGUCACCGCCAAAUGGACCAUGAAGAUCACUGAUUCCUUGUCGGAGCCUUGGCGCCUGGACUGCCAACUUGAUUCCUCUGAGAUCUCCGAUGCCCUGCCUAAGCUGCAGGUGGAUGCAGAUACUCCUCAGCCGAUAUUGCAGACGCUCCACAUAGGUCACCCCACCUUGAGCCUGGAAGACAACCGCGUUGUGUAUUUCCUCGCCAAGAUCGACCACCGGGACACGGAACACACUGCGUGGGUGAUUGCUGUUGACACGGUGAAGAAGACCAUACAGGGGGUGGCUGGGUUUGGUGCCGAAAGAACUCUUGGUUUAGCACCAGUCUACAUUGCAAAUCUUAAUGUUUAGCGCUCUUGCUCUGUUUCGUAAAUCGCCUGAAAACUCAAUCAAUUUGUGUUGAUUUCCAAACCAUGGGUCAACUAUUUUUUGUUGUUCAGCUUCAAUGAUUACUGAAUCACACAGCCAUUAAUUUGGAAAUUUUGUCA